ACAGUCCAUCGAAUCCAGGCCUGACGGAGGUGCUCAGGACCUGUGCAAAUAUCCAGUCGGUAGAAAGCUUAAACUACGAAUAUAACGACGUUUUCCUGACCGAAUCCAAUGAGGGCAAGAUGAUAACGCCGAAUCCAUACUCCUUCAACCUUUCGGGCAACUUUUCCAUCAGUAGUUGUCCCAGUGAAGACGUGUCCUUCACGGAGAGUAUUCUAGAGGACAAUGGUCGUAUAUCACUGGCUUAUGAGAACCUGAAGACCAUUCCUCGGCGACUGGCUGAUAAAUUCGCUGCACAGACCAAGUUCCUCGAUUUGAGUCACAAUGAUUUCCGAAACCUAAGAUUUCUCUCGUUUUUCGAGGACCUGGACACUUUGAUUCUGGACCGCAAUGUGAACCUGGACAUAAAUACUUUUCCUUACCUACCAAGCCUGAGGAUCUUGUGGAUUAACAACUGCGAUAUAGCCAACAUAACCGACUGGAUACACCGCAUCGAACGGCAGUGUCCUGCGCUAGAUCAGCUCUCUUGCAUGGGUAAUCCUGGCAUCCGCACUGUUUUCGGUGGCCAAGGACCUCGCGAGUAUAUCCUGCAAGUGCUCCCCCAGCUGAAAUAUCUGGAUGGACUGCCGGUCUGUGGCGGGAGUGGAGGUCAUAUGGCACUCUCCUCUUCGCAAGGACAUGGUCAGGACUCGACCAGCAACUCGGAGAAGCCACAACCCGCACCAGCGCUCACUUUCAAGGACUUCUUCCGGCCAAAGCACUCAAGGAAAUCGCAUAGUGGGCGGACCUACGGCAACGGCUCCUCGACAAACUAAAGUGAUUCGCCGAGGACGCGAGGGGCAUUCCACUGAUUGCAUUCUGUCCCAUUGUUGGACUAUUUUUAACCGUCCGCUGGAUUAUCAGCGCUGCCCUCGAAUGCCCUGCAGUCGACGAUUGCACCUACUGUGCGAUGCAAGUAAAUAUGCAUAUGAUAAUUGCCAUGAACGUAUAUAAAUAUGCAAUUGUAUGGCGAUGGACACGCUCGAGCCUAGUGAGAAUUAAUCUAGCACAUUAAAGCAAUUUUUACAAUAAUGCGAGUCAAUGGACUCUAUGAAUAGUCAAGUAAACAGUACGUAUAUAAUAGGCCCCAUCUUCAGAAUAAAUGUUCUUCACUUAAACAGCAUUAUGAAUGUCGUUCAAUGUCCGAUUAAUUGUUACAGAUGUAAAUUCGUGGGCAUGAGACUAUCUUCGCAUACCUCAAUGUUCAAGGUUAUAAAUUAUCCGAGUUCAAAGCCGUCACCGAUACUUUAACAUCAAAAAUACUAGCUCGGAUGCACUGACUAUAAAAUUCUUUUUACUCCCGAUA
Drosophila takahashii is the source of this 1342-nucleotide messenger RNA. It is a transcript of the gene MESK4, whose product is annotated as Misexpression suppressor of KSR 4. The record is from RefSeq and is a predicted model, not a curated record. NCBI's taxonomy places the organism in Eukaryota, Metazoa, Arthropoda, Insecta, Diptera, Drosophilidae.